CCUUCUCCCUCCUCCUCUUCUUGCUGCUGCUGCUGCUCCUCCACCCUGCACAUCCAUCACAGCCUCUGUGGACAUGGACCGAUCAGGCUUCUUUCUCAAGCUCUUCGGCUUGCUGGUAUGCCUUCUGCCCAUUCUCCAGGCAUGUCCUCAGAACUGUCACUGUCAUGGAGGAGACCUCCAUCAUGUCAUCUGUGACAACGUUGGACUGAGAAAAAUCCCCAAGGUAGCUGAGCAGACACGGCUCCUCAAUCUGCAGAGGAACAGCUUCCCCAUCCUGCCUACCAAUGGUUUCAGGGAGAUGAAAAAUCUUGUCUCCCUCCACCUCCAACAUUCGCACAUCAAAGAGAUCUCCAGCGGAGCCUUCCGCGGCUUGAAGCAGUUGGUCUACCUUUACUUGUCUAAUAAUGACAUUAGCGUCAUAAAGACGGGAGCCUUUGAUGACCUGACAGAACUCACCUACCUCUACUUAGACCAUAACAAGAUCCCUGACCUGCCUAAGGGGCUCCUCUCCCCACUAAUUAACCUUUACAUCCUACAGCUAGGUAGCAACAAGCUCCGAGAUUUGAGAUCAGGAGCCUUCCAUGGUGCCAAAAACCUUCGCUGGCUCUAUCUUUCCAAUAACUCCAUCAACUCCAUCCAACCUGGGGCCCUGGAUGAUGUGGAAAACCUAGCUAUAUUCCACCUUGAUAAGAACCAGCUGACCACCUACCCAGUGGUUGCAAUGAGCAAGCUGAGAGUAGUGGAGGACCUGAAGCUCUCGCACAAUCCCAUGAAGACCAUUCCAGACUUAGCCUUCCAGUCUUUUGGGCGAUACAUGGAGACCCUCAGCCUGGACAACAUGAGUCUAGAAAAGUUUUCAGAUAAAGCAUUUACCGGUGUAACCACACUGAAGACCGCUCACAUUGAGAACAACAAACUUUCUAGUCUUCCGAGGACCUUUCCUUUCAGUCGUCUUGAGGCACUCACCUUGUCUAACAACCCUUGGCAUUGUUCCUGUCAGCUAGCACCUCUGCGCAGGUGGCUGGAAUCCUCUCGAUCACGCCCUGAUGCAACCUGUGCAUCACCCUCUCAGGCUCGAGGACAGCAGAUCCGAGAUACCAUUGUACUCCGCAGCUGCAAGGUCCCCACUAAGAGGUCGAAGAAGGGAAGUCGCCAUUAAACAGGACCCAGGAAAGCUAGUCCAGGUGACUGGCCGCUUCAGCCAAUCAGAAAACUACUGACUUCACCCCCAAGCUUUUCCUUUCCUUCAAGAACAUAUAUCCAAUCACAUUCAUCUCUUCCUAAAUGCAGACUGCAGAGUGGAAUUCACCAUUCAAUUUUUCCUGUUAUUAUAUCUAUUUUUUUUUAAAAAAAAUUAAGAACAACAACAACAACUAAACAUAUACAUGACAGUUCUAAGACAAAGCUAAACUAGAUCCUGCUGGUAAAGUACAGUCAUCUCUCUUAAUGCCGUUCAGCUACUUAGGUUGCAAUCCAAUACAUGUCUACUCAGAAGUAAACUCCACUGGGUUCAAUGGGACUUACACCCAAGCGUAUAUUGGAUUGCAGCCUUAGUUUGUCUCCAAGACUUGCCUUCCAACAUUAUGGAAACUAAUAGAGAACAUUAAAAGUUCCUCCACAUCCCCAAUCCCUUGGAUCCACGAUUUUGCACUGGAAGCUUUGUUGCUGAGGUGAACCUUAAAAGUCUACAAGCAAAAACCCAUGAAUUCUGUGCACAGCCUAUACUAUGAGGAAAGUUUUUAGGUGUCAUUCUGAAUGCAAAAGUUGCAUUGCCUUGUUUUAAUAUUUGGCAUUCCCAGGCAGUGGUUGUCAACAUGGGAGACGCGAUGGGACAAUGAUGGUAGACUACUGGAAAUAAGACAUGGGGAUAGAAAAAGGAAUGAGCACCAACGACACAUGAGAUAAGCAAUACUCAGCUCUAUCUGCAUCACAUAUAUAAACUGGUUUAAAUCAUCAUUCUCUGAGCCAGGAAAACAUAAUCACUGGGGAGGGGAGGGGUGGUAGGGAUCUCCAACAGAAAAUUCUCAGCAUCCUCACCAGACUACACAUCCCUGUAUUGCUUACAGCGAUCCACUGAGAUAUUAAAAUAUUGAUUUUAUAAGUAUAAAUAUGGCCGCAAACUGCUGUCCCCAACCCUCACCAAGCCCAUUGUCAGUCAGAGACUUCCUGAAUCACCAAUCACUGGGCUGCUAUGGAGUUGGUGAUUCUGCCCUCUGUAAUGCUUAGUCAUCCAAGAACUCAGCAGCUGAUGUUCUAUAUCCACAGGCAUUUGAACUGCUAAAUAUGGAAGCAGUGGACCCCCAUAGCUAAUUCCAUCUAGAUACUAAAUCUAGAAAAACAAAAAAACCACCAUCCUUGCCCUAUGCUUUGAUAAAACUUAAGAGAAAUUCUUGAACCCUUUAUCAGGAACAGUGACUUGGGCCACUCAUUCAUGGCAUAGAUCAGGUGUGGGGAACUUUUGGCCCUCCAAAUGUUGCUGAACUACAUCUUCCAUCAUCCCUGGCCAUGCUUGCUCGGGCUGAUGGGAACUGUAGUUUAGCAAUAUUUGGAAGGCCAAAGGUUCCCUAUACCUGGUGAAGAUCCUGUGCCUGUAUAGCACAAGAUGGCCAUCGGAUUCUAGGAAAGUUAUCAAAGUUAUCUUUGGAUUUUUGUGGAAGGGAUUUCACAACCUGUCCUUCAACCAGAGCUUGGAAAAGUUACUUUUUUGAACUACCAUCAGCCCCAGCCAGCAUGGCCACUGGAUUGGGCUGAUGGGAGUAGUAGUUCAAAAAAGUAGCUUUUCCAAGCUCUGCCUUCAACUAUACAUUAGGGGCAACUUAAAAUGAUUGUGCUGCUUUGAGACCUAGGUGGCAAAAUGCUGGAUAUAAUGGGUGAAAAGGGGGAUAUCAUUUAAAAAAAAAAUCAGAAAGUUUUGAGCUAGAAUCAUCAGGAUCUACCUAUAUAUGCAAUAUAACUCUCUAGCUUCAGCUGACUGAAAUGGAACAUCUCUCCUGUUGAAGGCACUACCACAGUGCCUAGUCUGUGCCAAGGGCUGCAGCUGAAGCAGCAUGGGUGGGCUACCUAGUUACAAUGAAAAUAAUAUCAGAUUUUCCUGUCCCUCUAGAUCGGUUAGGCUGAGCAGAAAUCAGGAAUCUAAAUAAUGAAUUAAGGUUACAGUCGAAUGCACGCUUACUUAUAAGAAAGGCCCAUUGAAUAAAGUGGGACUUGAUUCCAAGUAGUGUAUAGGAUCCAGGCUAAACAAGGAUGGAUUCCCCCUUAUUCUAAGGCACUGGUCUUCAAACUAUGUUACUACAAAAGUUAGGAUUCCUUGGAAGCAUAGCUCUCUCUUAUUAGGGGUUCCUCAAUUACUGAUCUAAUCACACACAAAAAAAACACUCUUCCCUGAAAGACAGCUUGGCCAUUGUUCACCAUUACUGGUCUUCCUUGUCAAUAUGCAUAUCCAGGAGGGGAUUGGGCAGCUUCUAGGCUGUAUUCUCAGCUCAUAUGCGGCAAUGGCAAAGCCUAUAAUGGGUCUAGCUGGCAUGCCUUGUAAAUUGAGAGUAAAACCUAGAUAGUGACCCACCAGGUUCUUCAGCAGAUUCAUAGGAGUUCAUUGGCAGAGACACUGAUGCAGACGAGGUUUCCCUUAAGGUAGGAAGUUUGAAAACCACUGUCCUAGAAGACUAUAUUACAAGGUGUGCAUAUAUAAAAUGGGGGGGGGAUGACAGAAAGGGAUAAUAAUUUGCCACCCUGGAAAAUGAUCCCCCCUAUCAACCCUGUGCCCUAAAACAUAUAGCUGAAGGCAGCAUGAUGGCUAUGGUUUAUCGACAUGGAUUUUAUAGUACCACAAUUUCAAUGUAACUGCUUUUUUAUCCUAAAGAUUUAUAUAAAUAUAUAAUAUUUAUUCCUCUGUUAUGUGUAAAUGACUCCUAGGAGGAUUUUGGUAGUUU
Rhineura floridana is the source of this 3929-nucleotide messenger RNA. It is a transcript of the gene CHAD, whose product is annotated as chondroadherin. Gene Ontology annotation, molecular function: protein binding. The record is from RefSeq and is a predicted model, not a curated record. The transcript has 4 exons. Bases 74 to 1159 code for a protein of 361 amino acids. NCBI's taxonomy places the organism in Eukaryota, Metazoa, Chordata, Lepidosauria, Squamata, Rhineuridae.